This is a messenger RNA of Cajanus cajan (pigeon pea), 1196 nucleotides long. RefSeq names its product suppressor of disruption of TFIIS. Lineage: Eukaryota; Viridiplantae; Streptophyta; Magnoliopsida; Fabales; Fabaceae. The record is from RefSeq and is a predicted model, not a curated record.
UAAAUACUUCUAGCAAGGCUUGAAAAGAAAAUGCAGAGUGAAUAGUGAGAAGGGAGUAUUUGAGGUCUUGCAUGCUUUGGUUGGAGUUUGAUUUACAUAAUCAAAGCUUUUGGUUUUCUGAUGGAAAUGGAGAAUGAGAAUGGCAUCACACAACAGGCUCCGAGACCAAAAUAUGAUUGCCUCCUAUUUGAUUUAGAUGAUACUUUGUAUCCCCUCAAUUCUGGUCUUACAAAUGAAAUUGUCCUAAAUAUUCAAGACUACAUGGUUGAAAAGCUUGGCAUAGAACCAAGUAAAACAGAAGAAUUGGCCAACCUUGUUUACAAUAACUAUGGAACUACUAUGGCUGGUCUGAGGGCAAUUGGAUACGACUUUGACUAUGAAGAAUAUCACAGUUUUAUUCAUGGGAAAUUACCUUAUGAGAACUUGAAGCCAGACCCAGUUCUAAGAAAUCUGCUUCUUAGCCUGCCUUAUAGGAAGCUUAUCUUCACCAACGGAGACAAAGUCCAUGCGAUUAAGGCACUCAAAAGGCUUGGGUUGGAAGACUGCUUUGAAGGAAUCACAUGCUUUGAGACCCUUAAUCCUGUCCACAAGAGCACUGUUUCUGAUGAUGAAGAUGACGUGGAGUUUGUGGGUUCAAAGACCACAAAUCCAAAUGUAACACCUGAAAAUGGUGUAAAAAGCUCUGAAAUCUUUGACAUCAUACAGCAUUUUGCUCAACCUGAUCCCACUACAGUCCUUCCAAAGACACCAAUUAUCUGUAAACCAUCAGAACAUGCCAUUGAACUUACCCUCAAGUUAGCCAACCUUAACCCACAAAGAACCUUGUUCUUUGACGAUAGUGUCCGCAACAUACAAGCUGGGAAACGAGUGGGUCUUCACACUGUGCUGGUUGGUACAUCCCACAGAGUUAAAGGUGCUGAUUAUGCAGUGGAAAGCAUUCACAAUCUUAAGGAGGUAGUGCCUGAACUGUGGGAGACUAACAUAAAACCACAAGUUGCAAUCCCGGGGACUGAGAAGCUUGCAGUGGAGACACCAGUGAUAGCCUGAGACUGCAAGAAUGCCCCCUUUAAUUAUUGACUUAUCGAUAAUAAAUUUAAAUAAAGGACAAGCCAAUGGGGGCUUCCCAUCUUUAGAUGGAUGUGAUAGUUACUGAACUUGAUGUCAAUGCUUAGUUCUUGACAAAAAAUAAAAGUUAA